ACUAUUUAAAUCAAAAAAUGUCUGGCCAUAAACAAAAUGUUUUGUCUGAAGCAUUUUGCCACAAUGAGGCUAUAUGGCGGACCUCCGGUGAUGUGAGCGAAAUGCUAAAUGCAUGGAGACUGCAAAAGAUAAUGUUGGCCCAGAAAGUGCAGCAAUUAAGUCCUUCGGUGGAACAUGAGGUACUGAAAAGCCAUGAAAGUAAAUGUAAUAUAAAUGCAAGAGAUAAAUAUUUUGAAGAACGCAUUGCUGGGUGCAACAAAUUGUUGAAGCAUUCACGACGAACGAGUCCAUCCGGUAUAAGUUUGUUUAAACAGCCACAAAACCAAUUUGAACCACCAUGCCGUGGGCUAUAUGAAAGUUGCAAGCACAAUGAGCUUAAAUUAUUACAUGGGGAAAGUAGCAAACCUUUAAGAUACAAUAUUGGUGUUAAUCCUGACAAACGGCCAUGUGGUCGCUCUUUAAUGCAGCAGCAAAACCCAGAAUCUACGCUAAUGAACACCACAAAGUCAUUACAGCGCCAUGCACCCGAUAAUCCCACACUAUCGUCUGCAGAGGCUCAGCCGUCAUCAUCAAAUGAAUUUUUUCGCACUGCACGGGAACAGCAAAUACUCAACGAAAUGCAGAAAAAGAAGCAACCCGAAAACCGCGAACUCACCGCAAGUGCUCCCCGUGGGUUAAUGAAUUUUCAAAAAAAGUCUCUGGGCGUACGUCGUGGGGUAAACGCCAGUUUCGUUUCACCGAUAGGGCAAAAUGAAAAGAAGGAUGACGAAAAGAGUCCAGCAACGGAAUUAGCAAAUAAAGGUCCGAGUUCUGGUGAGGAGAUUCCAAAAUCAAUAGCUCAUCUAGACGAACAAAUGGUUGAGCAAAUUAUGCGGGAAUCCAUGCACAACUUUAAGAAUGUUGAUUGGGAUGACAUUGCCGGCUUGGAAUUCGCCAAAUCCACAUUUUUUGAAGCCAUCAUUCUUCCCUUACGGCGUCCUGAUUUAUAUACAGGUGUGCGUUGCCCUCCGCGAGGCGUUUUACUGUUUGGUCCUCCCGGCACGGGCAAAACUCUCAUCGCCAAGAGUAUUGCUUCGCAGGCUAAGGCCAAGUUUUUUAGCAUUAAUCCUUCCAGCCUAACAUCCAAAUGGGUGGGUGAGGGUGAGAAGCUCGUAAGGACCCUGUUCGCCGUUGCCGCUGCUCAUCAGCCAGCUAUAAUUUUCAUUGAUGAAGUUGAUUCGCUGCUGUCUAAACGGUCUGGAAACGAGCAUGAGAGCUCUUUGAGAUUAAAAAAUGAAUUCCUUAUACACUUGGAUGGGGCAACCACCAGCGAGGAGAAUCGAAUUUUAGUGAUUGGAGCUACCAAUCGUCCGCAGGAAUUGGAUGAAGCUGUGCGUCGGCGAUUUGUGCGCCGUUUGUAUAUCCCAUUGCCAGACAAGGAUGCACGGAAGCAAAUUAUUGUCAAAAUUAUUGGCCAAGUCAAACACAAUCUGACGACGCAUGACAUCGAGAUCCUGUCAGAGUCAGCCGAUGGUUAUUCGGGUGCUGAUGUCGAUAGUUUGUGUCGUUAUGCAUCCAUGGCACCUCUUCGAGCUCUAAGCCAUGCCGAGAUUGAUCAAAUCGAAGCACAACAGUUGCCAGCCGUAACCAUGGACGACUUUAAGCAGGCACUGAAAUUCAUAUCCAAAACUGUUUCGCCUCAAGAUAUAGAACGUUACACCAGCUGGAAUGAAAUCUAUGGCGUAAAGCAUUAAAACCACCAAAAGAUGAACUUUGUUCACAAACUUUAAUGUAGCACAUUUGCGAAUAUGUAACAAGUAACUGAUAUAUCACAUCAAAUUUACUUUCGUAUACAGCAGGAAAAAGGUUAGCAUAAAUAAUUAAACCAACUACAGGACUUAAGAAUUAUAUAAUAUAUACACUACAUAUAUAUAUAAUAGUAUCUAUUUUUAAGACUUUGUUCCGGCACAUAACGAAGCUUGCCUCAUUGCACACACUUUAUAAAAGCAUAACAAGGAGAGCUUUGGAAAUAGAUAUAGAUUUAAUUUGCUAUAAACAUGGAAAUGUGUUGUAAAUUUCUUAAAAUUAAUGUCGUCGUCUGCUGGUGUAUACGCUUACUAUGUAUACCUUUUUAGAUCUCUAAUUUGUUAAGAAAAGUUCGAAAAAUAGGGGUUUUCUUAUCAGACCAGAACAAUUUCACCUUUUACUUGGACUGUAAUCAAACCAGCAGAAGACAUUUUAUAUAUCAAAAUGGACAUAAUGACUAUAAAUAGAUACAUACAUAAACAACACA
Molecule: messenger RNA, 2272 nt
Organism: Drosophila willistoni
Lineage: Eukaryota; Metazoa; Arthropoda; Insecta; Diptera; Drosophilidae
Product: fidgetin-like protein 1
Exons: 7
Coding region: 18-1733 (571 amino acids)
Molecular function (GO): ATP hydrolysis activity; microtubule severing ATPase activity; ATP binding
Source: RefSeq, a predicted model, not a curated record